UGAGCAACACUCAAACUUGACAACUCUCGGCCAUUCUCUUGUCUACUACCCGAGGAGAGUCUCCCAAUGGUACCUCGUCUCUUCUCCAUUUCGCCCUUGGACUACACGUCUUGACCCGCCCCUGGUUGUCGCAAACAUCGAGGGGACCAAUCAGUUCAAUCCUACUUACGAUAUCAAAAUAAAAGAGCACGGCCGCCAAGCAAAAUUCAAGCUCCCGCUCCCGUAGUCUCGGGCCCGAAGAUCGCAAACACGCCAUAAUUAUCCAUCCAACACAUCGCAACGUCCGUUUCCUCUUCUGCAGAUCUGUCCUGUCACUGGCCACAAGCAGAUGGAUGGAUGCCUUUGCAGGUCCCUGACUCUGAUCCCUACUUAUCCACAAGCUACUUUACUGUAGAUAGGCAAGUAUCCUACUGUAGGGCUGAGAAUUCCGACAGUCCAGUCAGUCAGUACCUACAGCUGAAAGAGACUUGCAGCUCUGGGAACCCAUGAGAGUCUCUCAAAUUUGAACAAAUACGCCUCUUUCUGGGGCCUACCCCCGCUCUUCACUCGCCGCCACGUCAACACCCAACAACGCGUGGCUGUUGCUGCGUCUUCUUGUCUCAGCACACACUCGCCCGGGCCCGAAACCCUCCUUUGCCGUCGCCUAAUACCCUUGCCCGGUCCCGUGCAGGUCCGGGAUAGGAUACCCACUCCGUCGGAGUGAGAUCAUCCGGCGAUUCGGCCCUCUGACACGGUUACUGACUGGCCAUGCCCUACCCAAAUGGCAUCCCCGGUGUCCCCGGAUCGGCCCCGCAGCAGCAACAGCAGUCUCAGGCACAGCAACCUCAGGAUCCUUCCGCCAUCAAAUUAACUCGAGGGACUAGCUGUGUGCUUUGUCAACAGCGUAAGGUCCGCUGUGACAAGAACAAGCCAUGUGCCAACUGUGUAAAGGCCAAGGUUGAAUGUCGUGUUAUUCCACCCCAACCUCCUCGACGCCGGAAGAAGCGUCUCCAGGAGAAGGAUCUGAUAGAUCGGCUAAAAAAGUACGAAACCCUUCUAGCGGAGCACGGUGUCAAAGUUGAGGCCAUCGGGCAUGAAUUAAGACCAGAUGGCCCCCCAGGUGAAGAUGUCGAAGAACUUGAGAACGAUUUUGAAGGCCUGAAGACAACCCCUGAAGCUAGUUCAUCCCCUGCACCAUCUAAUUCAGAACAACGGACUGGCGGCGGUGCUUGGUUUUCUUAUCAUAAGGAGUUUCGAGCCAGUGAACACAUGCUGCAAGAUUCCUCUGAUGAUGAACCUGAAGUAGGCUCAAGUAUCCACCGUGCCUUUGAUCGAAUGUUUGACACUGAUGGGUUUCCUUUCAUCAUUGGAGCUGCCCCAGUCCCUAUUGCGAAUCUUCAUCCUUCCACAAUACACAUCUUCCAGCUCUGGCAAAUAUAUAUCGACAACAUUAAUCCCCUGCUCAAAAUAACACAUGUUCCUACGGUUCAAGCACAGAUCAUAGAGGCGAGCUCGGAUCUCGAAAACGCACCAAAGAACAUCGAGGCUCUCAUGUUCUCCAUGUACCUCAUGGCGAUCACAUCGCUUGAGGAUGCAGACGUUUACAAACGGUUCAACGAGACCAAAAAGGAGCUCCUUGCAAGAUACCAUACAGGUACGCAGCAUGCGCUGACGAAAGCCGGAUUUAUGAGAGUCAAUGAUCCUGUUCUCUUGCAGGCGUAUAUUCUUUACCUCUUUGCUGUUCGAUGGUUCGUUGACCCUCGCCAAGUAUUCUGCCUCAUUGGUCUAGCUGUCCGCAUUGCCCAGCGGAUGGGAUUUCACCGAGAUCCAGCACAGUUUGGGCUGCCGCCAUUUGAGGUUGAGCAGCGUCGCCGACUGUGGUGGACCCUUGUGGGAUAUGAUCGACGGCUUGGAGAGAUGGCAGGAUCAACAGUAACUGCUCUCUCGACUGGUGGUGACUGCAAGAUCCCCAUGAAUGUCAACGACUCGGAUUUACAUGUUGACGGUAAGGAGUUACCCACACCACACUCUGGACCAACCGAGAUGCUCUUUUCUCUUACGAGAGUCGAGCUUGCUAUGGCGGUUUCAAGCGAUAGUAAUCGCGACAGCUACAAAAUGAACAACACAGACAAAAGUCCUGCUGGGACACCCGCUUCCAAGAACCAAGCUACCAUCCGUCUUGCUGGUCAAGACGGCCCUGCCUAUACGCUCGAUGGUUUCUGUGCACACAUAGAAGGCACUUACCUGAGCCAAUGCGACCCUAAGAUCCCCCUACACUUCUUUACCCUUACCAUGACCCGUCAAGCUAUGUGCAAGAUGCGAAUCAUUAGCUUCCUUGUUCGAAUGCAUAGCAAUGACGACAAUCUACCCCUUAAAGACGUUGAACGCGACAGCCUCUUCUUGCAAGCCACGCAAAUGAUCGAAUACGACAACGUCGUCCAGUCAUCCGAGUCCCUCCGGCCCUUCAAAUGGUACUCUAUGCACCACUUCCCCUUUCCCGCUUACAUGUUUCUUGUCCAGGAAUUACGCCACCGCGUCUCUGGCCCAAUGGUAGAGCGAGCAUGGGAUGCCAUCGAAAAGAAUCAUGACCUCCGUGGACUUCUCAAUAACUACCACAAUCCUAUGCAUAUGGCUUUUGGUGGCCAUUUUAUCAAAGCCUGGGAUGCACAUGAAGCUGCCUUGGUAGCUGCUGGCAGACAAGUCCACAGGCCAGCUUUCCUAGGACCUUUGCGUGAGCGUGUAGCAGCUCGCCGGCGAGCAAAACAGGCCAAUCGACCUUUUCCGAAUCCUCCCCAGCCUCCAGCCGGCGUCCCGCAUUCUCAGAUCACGACGCCCUCUUCCAGUGGGUUUGCCCCAUCUGUUGGCCACAUGACGCCUGGAACUGUACACCACGGCCAACGUGCAAACUCGGGCUCCGUUGCCUCCAGCGACGAGCCUGGCGAGAUGGACUGGACUUAUAUGAUGUCUGGUUACAAUGACACUUCAAGUUUUACCCCCAUGGGCGGAUUUGGCAGCUUCAGUGGUGGCUUUGGCGGGGGUAUGCCUGGUAUGCCACCUGGGAUGGGAGGUAUGGGGCGCCCUCCGACUGGUAAUUCUCCAGGUGGUCGUAUGUAUGGUGGGAAUUAAGGCACCACGAGUAGUGAUGUGAUAUAAUAUACGAGCGCCAUCGUUCUUCUGUUUGUUUGCUUUGCCUCUUUCAAGUGGAGUGCUUUAUCUUGGAUGUUGUUCACAUGAUAGUAUUUGAACAUGAUACAGUAUACCGGUAUCUAACAUUCUAUUCCCCCU
Fusarium verticillioides 7600 is the source of this 3264-nucleotide messenger RNA. RefSeq lists its product as hypothetical. Gene Ontology annotation, molecular function: DNA-binding transcription factor activity, RNA polymerase II-specific; DNA binding; zinc ion binding. Gene Ontology annotation, biological process: DNA-templated transcription; regulation of DNA-templated transcription. The transcript has 4 exons. The coding region runs from base 748 to 3105 and encodes 785 amino acids. NCBI's taxonomy places the organism in Eukaryota, Fungi, Ascomycota, Sordariomycetes, Hypocreales, Nectriaceae. The record is from RefSeq and is a predicted model, not a curated record.